Molecule: messenger RNA, 1173 nt
Organism: Chenopodium quinoa (quinoa)
Lineage: Eukaryota; Viridiplantae; Streptophyta; Magnoliopsida; Caryophyllales; Amaranthaceae
Product: glutathione S-transferase 2-like
Exons: 11
Coding region: 164-841 (225 amino acids)
Biological process (GO): L-phenylalanine catabolic process; glutathione metabolic process
Cellular component (GO): cytoplasm
Molecular function (GO): glutathione transferase activity; maleylacetoacetate isomerase activity
Source: RefSeq, a predicted model, not a curated record
GAUUUAAAAUUUCUUCCCCCUGAACCGGUGACGUGGACGGUACUUUGGGAAUUCUUAAAACUUUGGCUGCAAUUUGGGAAUUGCGGUUCUUCUUGACCUUAAUUUGGGAAAGAGCUCUACUCUUUCUCCAGUCUCCCAAUUCUCCAUCCCUGUUCAAGUGAUUAUGGCGAAUUCAGAAGAAAGAGAAAAACCAAAGUUGAAGCUCUACUCCUAUUGGAUGAGUUCUUGCGCCUGGCGUGUCCGUAUUGCUCUCAAUUUGAAAGGGUUGGACUAUGAGUACAAAACUGUGAAUUUGCUAAAAGGAGAUCAUUUUAGUGAUGAGUUUCAAAAAUUGAAUCCUCUUGGUUAUGUGCCGGUGUUGGUGGAUGAGGAUAUAGUGACUGCGGAUUCAUUUGCUAUCAUAAUGUAUCUAGAAGAAAAGUACCCACAACAUUCGUUGUUGCCCCAGAAUCUUCAGAAAAGAGCUAUUAAUUACCAGGCUGCAAAUAUUGUGGCUUCGAACAUACAACCUUUCCAGAACUUAGCUGUAGCGAAGUAUAUUGAAGAAAAACUUGGUUCUGAUGAAAGGCUUUCUUGGGUGCAACAUCAUAUCAAAAAAGGCUUUGCUGCAUUGGAGAAGCUGUUAGCUGAACACACUGGCAAAUAUGCUACUGGGGAUGAAGUUGCCUUGGCAGACUUGUUUCUUGCUCCCCAAAUAGCAGGAGCAGUUAAGAGAUUCAACAUAAACAUGGCCGAGUUCCCAUUAUUAGAGAAGUUAAAUGGCGCAUAUUCUGAAUUACCAGCAUUUCAGAGUGCUGAGCCAGGAAAACAACCAGAUGCCCCAGAUAACACCAAAUCCUAGUUUAGGCCAUUUGUAUCAGGACUGUUAUUGCUAAUUUGCUAUUCUCCUGAAAGAAGCGGUAUGGUGAAUGUUGAAAAUGUACCAGCUUGUUGUAGUCAACUAUCCCAGAAUGUUCAGAUUUUAUCUCGUACGGAUUUAAGCAUACUAGUAGAAAACAAAGAACAAACAAAUAAGGGCAUUUGUAGUAUUUUCUGCCUUCUGGAAUAUGGAUACUGCUGAAGGAUGGCAUUUGUAGUAUUUUCUGCUUGUGGAAUAAGAAGAGUAGAUAUAUAUGCUAGAUUACUACUUUAUAUAUAAAGGGAAGUCUGCUCCGGUGUGACCGUUGCUCCAAA